GUCAUCGCUCGUUCGUUCAGAAGUUCGCAGUUCCGAAGAGAGCAGAUGGGAAGUCGUGUGGCAGCAGCAGCAGCAGCAAAAGUGGUGCCGUGACGGGUCCAGGAUUUUUCCUCCAAUUCUUGUCCCUGUUCCGGGCGGAAGGGAAUUGGUGUGCUGUGUGUGUGUGUGUGCGCGCGCGGGGGGAGAAGUGGUCGUUGUCGGAACGGGGAGGGUGUGGUGAAAAAUCAGCCGAAAAAGUUGUUUUCUUUCUUCCUUCGUCGCGCUGCUGCUUUUCUGAUUUGCGGGGAAUUGCGUUUUUGUGGUUCCGUUCCGUUCGAGAAGAAGAAAAGUAGCUGGCUGAAGCGAAUGAAGUGCAGGCUGGUUGUUGUUCCUGAGGAACCUGCGCCGCCGACUGUGGCAAUCGCGGCACCAAUGGUCAGAGCGAGGAGACGGAAGCGACCGGAACCUGCCCCAGAACGAGGACGACGACGACGACGUAGAAGCGGAGUGCGCGGAGGGGGAGAUAGUGAUUGGAACUAAACGGGAACAGACGAGAGCACACGGACAGGACGAUGGACGUCGCGAAGCUGUUUACCGACCUCGAGUCGAACAAUAUGACCCUGGUGGACGACGCCAAGAAGCGGUUCUCGGAGCUGUUCGGAAACACCCGCGAAUCCUGGCUGCCGCACAGCAUGAUGGACUACUUUGGCCAGACGUCGUCGGUGCGCAUCGUCGACAUCCUGGUCAAGGUCCAGCCGCCGCACGACAAGUUCAUCCUGGACAAGCUGGCCGAGUGGAUCCGCAGCGGCGGCAACAAGAUGCUCGCCCUCACCCUGUUUGGCCACAUCAUCCAGAAGCGGCCGACGUGGCUGCACAAGGUCGGCAACCAUCUGCUGGUGAAGGAGGUGCUGAAGCUGUCCAAGCUGGAGAAGGAGAUUAUUCCGCUGAUCAACGCGGUGCUGUGCAUAAUCGACCUGCUGCCGGUGAUCCCGGUGGUGAUGGGUGGGUUCGUGCACGAUCUGUUUGAGAUCUUCAACUAUCUGGCGACGUUCGAUCGGAACACGUCGGUGAGUUUGCCGGAGGAUCAGCUGAUUCAUCUGCAGUUUGGGCUGUACGAGUUGUUCAACCGGUUGUACGGGAUGUAUCCGUGUAACUUUGUGACUUUUUUGAAGCGCGAGUAUCGGGGGGACAAACAGGCCGUGUUUCAGCACACGGUGAAGCCGCUGUUGGACACGGUCAAGAUUCAUCCGCGGUUGGUUUCGUCGGACGCGGAGAGCGAGACGAGUUUGCAGCGCUGGCAGAGCAUGGAACCGCACGAUGUGGUGAACGAGUGUGCGCGGAUGUCGUUGGAAUAUCUGGACAAGCCGCAGGAGACGCAGCUGAGUGGAGUUGGUGGUGGUGGUGGUGGGGAGUGUCCGUGCUACGCAACGCCGAUUAAGCCGAUUGAGUUUAGUGCGACUGCGGUGACGACGACGACGGUUGAUUUCCAGUGGAAGUCCAGCGUGAACUACUUCAACACGAUCUCCACCGAUCAGAAGCUGAGUACGAUAGCGGCGCAGAACUCGUUCUGGUCCCCGAGUAACAUGAUGCAACCGACGCCUCCGCCGGGUCCGGGAACGGUUCCGCACACGCCAAAUCCAACGCCGAGCUUUCCGAUUCCGUUGAUAUCGGGCCCGUUGUUGCCGGCGGCUGACGGAGCUUCGCCACCGGAAGCGGCCGUCGAGGCAACGCCGGAAACCACACCGAUGAAGGACAUUGUGCGGCCAGUUCGACCGUAUCCGGUCAACUCGAGUGCGGUCCGUGCCAUGUGGAACACGAGCCAGCCGUCGUCGCCGAUCAAGAAGGAACCGGCCGCGGGUGGGAACCACUUUAGCUACGAGAAGAGUGUCAUCACGUCCCAGAAGCUGCUGCGUAUGGUCAACGAUCGGAACCACUCGGUGAUGCAGCUGUCGAAUGUGGCACCAUCGACCACGACGGCGGCCACCAGCACCAGUAACAGCGUGCCGUCGAGUCCGCUGCCGAUCGAUGGGCCGGCGUUCGAAAUGAACCGAGUUACGGCGUUGGUUUCGAAUUUGAAGCUGACGCCGGAAGGUGGUGCGCGGUACGAUUCACCCCAGGCCGACGUUACCCAGGAGGACCAGGAGGUGAAUGACAUCAACAGUCACCUGCUGCAGGAACAACUGCUUCAACAGCCCCAGACGCAGCAUCUGCACUCUUCGUCGCUGCCGGUGCAUCAUCCGAUGAAGGAGGCAGGCUUUGAGGCGGAAGAUUUCGAGCAGGAGGAAGGUUCGCCCUGUUCCGCCGGUGGGUUGCACUUUAAGAACUCUCAGUCGAUGAUCACCUUCACGAGGAACCGGUACCGCUUGCACAGUCAGUGUUUGGUGGAUUCGGAUCCGAGCUACAGUACCGGAACGUCCCCGGCGGACACGAGUGGAUACAUGCCGAAGAAUGGGGUGGUUCGGAAUGGGGGCUGUAUCGGAGGUGCUUCGACGGAAAGUGCGUUCCGGAGGCAUCUGCGGAGGCACUCGUUGCCGGAUUUGAAAAAGUACAGCCUGCGGGUUGACCCGAAGACGUUGGCCGGGGAACGGCAGGAUCUGACGCUGGUCGAGACCAACGGGGACGACAGCAGUAGUGGAAGUAGUCCGUCGGAGGAGGAGGCCAUCUCGGCGGCCACGCACUUUCACAAGAAGCAAGAGCAAAAGACUGAAGAACACAUCCGGCGGAACUUGGCGCUGUUCCAGGAGAUUCGUAAAAAUCUGACCAACGUCGGUUCGGCGUGUCAGCGGGUGAGUCAGAACGGGACCGUUCCUGUGGCCGGUCAUCAGUUAGUCAGUAGCGGCACGCAAACAAUCGAAAGCUACCCGCAGCCGUACGAGCAGAUUGUGUACGGAAUUCUGCAGGAGGAGCUCAAGUACAAGUCGGACGCGAUGAAACGCUUGCAGGAGCGGCAAAACGAGUCCGGGAACAAACUCGAGCCGAACGUGAUGCUCGACCGGUACAUUGAGUUGUGCGUGAAGAAGCGCAUCGACGGUGGGGAUCCGCGCCGGGUCGAGGAACUGUAUCGGGACCAUAUAACGCUGUUGAACCUGCAGCUGCAGUACGAGAAGCACCGGCGGGAGAUUCACGCCGAGCGUAAUCGCCGUCUGCUCGGCAAGAGUCGGACCAUCCGCGGGCUGGAACAGAACAACGAGACGCUCAAGGACCAGGUGGCGCGACUCACGAAGGAGAUUAGCUCGCUGAACACGGAACUGGCCACUCUGCGGCGGAAGGCCAACGCCGAUUGGACUAAAAACGCGACCGAGGUCAUCGAGCUGAAGGAACGACACGCGGCGGAGAUCCGCCGGAACAAAGAUCUGCAGGUCAGGAUCGAGGAACUCGAGGUGGCCCUGGCCGACGAGACGAAACUGCGCAAAGAGCAGACCCUUGCAAUCGAACAGGCCCGCGGCGAGUUGUUUGACGUGCAGAACGAAAUGCAUCAGGCGCUGUACAAGGCGGAUCUUGGGCAGCAGUACCGAGACGAACUGACGCGACUUCAGUGCGAGCUCAUACUGAUGGGCGAGAUUCAGCUCAAGUGCAAGGAACGGCUGGCCGAGCUGGACAACAUGAAGGCCCGGGAUGCCGAGGUGGCCAUGAUUCAGGAGACUUACAUGGAGGAGGUUAAAGAGCUACGGUUCAACUUGGAGAUGAAGUCGGCCCAGCUGGAUUCGACCCGCGAACGAAUGGCCGAGCUGGAGCAGCAGCUUACGAAGCGGGACGAAACAAUCACCUACCAGAAGCGGAUGCUCAAAACGGUCAAGGAAGAACACAAGGAGCAGUUCAACGCUCUGGAGCGCAAAUACCACGCACAAAAGGCGAUCGUCGUCAAGAUGGAGGAAGUGAUCCUGGAGCUGCGGGUGAAUGCUGCCGCACGGUCUCCCGACUCCGAUCGGACGGAUGCCGUCGGCUCGUUGGACCACGCGUCGCCGCUGUCGAUUUCGCUGGCCUCCAGCGAGGGAUUGUCCGAGAUUCGGAACCUGGCGCUGGUUGCCCAGGGCGGCAGCAAUCUCAACAGCGGCACGCACCAGCAUGAUUCGCUCAUGGAUUCGAACCUGCCAACGCCGAUGGGGGGAGUUCCGCCGCCGUUGCCGCUGGACGCCAGACCGCCACUGCCACCGGACGAGUUUCCCGGGCCCUCGAAGCGGCUAUGAGAGGCACACGGGGAAAUAGUACGUUUCGUUUGCGAGCUUUCUCGAAAAGAGAGAGUUGUCUAUUGUUUGUUGAAUGCGUUGUAACACACACCUUGAUUUAUUGUGAGCUUGAGGGAAACCAAAAAAUCUCCUCGCCAAAUGUUGCAACUUCAAAUCGUGUAAAAAUAAAGGUAGCAGUCUUUCUAAAUUCCCGAAAAUAAAAGUGAAUAAACGGUAACAAUUAGUUUCGAUUGUUUGUUUCUUUGCUUAGAAAAAAGCGGUAAAGCUUUUGAGCUUGAGUUUGGGAAGUUGAAAAUAUCGCAAAAGACUGUUGUUCUGUUGUUGAUCGGCGUGGCCUGGUUUGCUGCGUGCGAUCUAGUGUCUAGCUCAACGAACAAAUAUGAUCGCUUUAAACGAAGAUGUAGAAAAAAAAAGCAAUUUCAAAAUUGUACAUGAAUAAAUGAAACAGAACAGCAGAACGGAAGUUAAUUUGUUGAUUAUCACGAUUUAAAGAAAAUUAGAAAACCAAUUGGAAUGCUCCGAAAACAGGACCGGUAACGUGCAGAUUAGAAGAGGAAAGAAAUAAAAACAAAAGCUAUUGUAAAUAGCGAACGCUACUACCUACUAAAUAACUACUAUUAAUAACCAAAUAAAAAAAGAAUAUUUAACUACAAAAACACACUAUUGCUAAAACUAAAACAAAUCCGAUCUGGAAAAACUGCUACACACAAUAACUUUUGAAAUGAACCAGAAAAAGUGCAGAUUUUAAACUGGAAAUAAUCUUGGAAAGGACACAAUAAACGGCGGGGUGGAGUCUGUUGAUAA
This is a messenger RNA of Culex quinquefasciatus (southern house mosquito), 4970 nucleotides long. RefSeq names its product hamartin (gene Tsc1). The record is from RefSeq and is a predicted model, not a curated record. Gene Ontology annotation, cellular component: TSC1-TSC2 complex. Lineage: Eukaryota; Metazoa; Arthropoda; Insecta; Diptera; Culicidae. Bases 552 to 4166 code for a protein of 1204 amino acids. The transcript has 5 exons. Gene Ontology annotation, biological process: negative regulation of TOR signaling; regulation of cell cycle; negative regulation of cell population proliferation.